AUGCAAGGCACGAACGAAUGGAACGAAAAACUAUUCGAUUGUUGUAACGAUGGAAAAAUUUGUUGUUAUGGAUGUUGUUGUACGCCUUGUUUAUUCGGUUCAAAUGCCAAGAAGAUCGAUGGGAAAAACUGCUUUUUGAUGUGUUGUUUAUACGGUCUAGCAGCUAACUUUUAUCUGUGUUGUGUUCCGCAUUAUUUCGAACGGCAAAAAUUACGUGAGAAAUAUAGUUUGAAAGAAGAUUCGUGUGGAGAUCUGCCAGCAACAAUCUGUUGUAGUCCGUGUGCUCUCUGUCAAGAAGCUCGUGAAAUGAAAUCAAGAGAUGAUGGACCCAGUGUUGCUCACAAGCCUAAUCAAAAUCAACCUGUCGUUAUACAACAACCAGCACGUGAAUGA
Molecule: messenger RNA, 393 nt
Organism: Adineta ricciae
Lineage: Eukaryota; Metazoa; Rotifera; Eurotatoria; Adinetida; Adinetidae
Source: the annotation of a GenBank genome assembly